AUGUCCGCAGGCAUAACGCGAAUAAUAAAAAAUUUCUUUAAAGUUGGUCCAGUAUCAUACUGGCGACAACUCCAACAUAUUGGAGACACAAAGGCAGGAACGUUAGUUGGUGUUGAUCAGUUUGGAAACAAGUAUUACGAGAAUAAAGAGGAAAUUUAUGGGAGAGACAGAUGGGUAGAAUAUGGAGGAACAUUAUACAAAGAUGCAUACGAAGAUGCCAGUAUGAUUCCAUCUGAAUGGCAUCGAUGGAUUCAUAAAUUAACCGAAUACCCACCAACAGUUGAACCAGCCGCCAACCCCACAUUCAAAGCCACACACAAACCGAAUUUUACAGGCACCGACAAAGCGUACAAACCGUAUAACACUACUGCACCAAAGUAUCAUAGUUGGGAGCCAAAAAACAUUACGCGUAAAUUGACUCGGAAUCUCAAUAAACUUCUAACUCGCGUUGCUCCUAUUUCUAACCGCAAUUUCACUACUACUUGUCUAUGCGCACAUGAAAAUCCUCUGGGAAUUCCGCUAUCACCAGGACAGCCAUCACCAGCAUUCCUGGAAAAAAUGAGAAAAGGUCUGCCCACCAAACAAAGAAUAGAAGGGAUUAAACAUGUGAUUGCUAUCGCAUCAGGAAAAGGCGGAGUUGGCAAAUCUACGGUUGCUGUUAAUCUUGCGUUAGCUGUCGCCUCGUUGUGGAGAAAACGUGUCGGAAUCUUGGAUGCCGAUAUUUUCGGACCUUCGAUUCCACGACUAAUGAAUUUGAAUGGUGAACCAAAUAUGACAAAUAAAGGGCAGUUGAUUCCUUUAACUAAUUAUGGAGUGAAGUGUAUGUCGAUUGGAUUCUUGGUGUCGCAAAAUUCACCUGUAGUUUGGCGUGGUUUAAUGGUUAUGAAAGCUUUACAGCAGUUGAUUCAUCAAGUCUUUUGGGAUGAAUUGGACCUUUUGGUGAUUGACAUGCCACCUGGCACUGGAGACGUACAGUUGACUAUCACCCAACAGAUACUUGGAAUCGUGCAAAACAUGUCGGUCUUUAUUUGCCCAACCUGCCAACAAAAGACACACAUUUUUGGAACCGAUGGUGUAUUGAAAGUCGCCAAAGAAAUGGAUCUUGAGAUGCUCGGUGAUAUACCAUUACACACCGAAAUUUGCGAACUAUCCGAUCGUGGUCAACCGAUUGUUAUAGCAAAGCCCGAGAGCAUUCAAGCUCAAUACUACAAGGAUAUUGCGGGUAAGGUGUCAUCGAAAUUGGACAAUCCACCUCACGAUUGA
Messenger RNA from Ambispora gerdemannii, 1263 nucleotides. Lineage: Eukaryota; Fungi; Glomeromycota; Glomeromycetes; Archaeosporales; Ambisporaceae. The record is from the annotation of a GenBank genome assembly.